AUGGGCCUUUGGCCAUUCGGUGGAGGCAAGAAAGCCCGAACAAGCCACGGCCAAGAUCAAGGCCAACAAACCCUCCUUGAGAAGUCGCGGCCGGAUUUUGGUUCGGGAAGGAAAAUAAGCUCGCCGCAAGAGGUCGCGACUAUGAGCCGUGGAGGACAAGACGAGAAGCCCCGAAGGCUUUCUAAACAACGGCUACCACCUCAGCCAGGAAAUGUCUCCCGGGUGCAGACUGCGCCUGUCAACGUGCCAGGUCAGGACUCAAAAGCAUACAGACAUGGGACCGGCGCAGCGGCUGUGGGCGACCAAGGCCCCGACAUGUAUGCACACAACCCGAUGUCACAAACGAGCAUUGGUCACGAAGACUUUACAGCCCUGCCGCAGGCCCCCACGUUGCUGGCCAGGCGUCCUGGAUACGAUCCGACGCUGCACCGAAGGAAGUCAAGCAAGAGAAAAGCCGAGGACUAUGCUCGCGAAAGGGAAGUGCGAGCCAUGAGCUCGCCCGUACACGGCCUGAAGAGGCCAAUUACAUAUUCAGGCUCCGGUCCACUCCGGCGAGAUACUAAACAGAUUCCUGGAGACCUCAAUCGAAGACUGCAGCGACCUACGUCGGAAGUCUCCUUGCCGCUACCGGAAACAAUCCUGGAGUCCGAAGAACUUUCUAACCAAGCUUCCUUUAAGAUCGGAUUUCUGGCAGCACUGAGUCCCAGACCGACGUUGACCUAUGUCGCCGACCCUCGACCAUCAGUUGGAAAGCAACCUGCGAGAGUGAAGCCUUCGGUUGAGCAAGCCAUUCAGGAAGAGGACCCCUCUUCGAGGAAAAGAAUCAACGAGCUCGCAGACGACCUUGAUGCUGGUGGGUUGAGGGAAUUGAUGGAAAGGGAUCGAAAGCGCAGAGAGAAGAAAAAGGAGGCAGACCGUGCUCGCCUGGAGCGAAAGCUCCAACGCAAGGCCGACAGGCAGCGGGAGGAGGAAUUACGUGGUCGCCGGCUCAAUGAUCCAUCCGACAACCUGAUGAAUUUCAGGCCUCAGGCUAGGGAAGGAAGGGGCCACGGUCUUUUCGCCACCGAACCAGACACAUCGCCAUCAGCCAUGGCAGAAACGCCUCCCAGCACCCAACACAAACCGGUCGAUCCAUUUGCUGAUCCGAGAAGUCCGCCGGCUCGGCCCGUGCAGCCCAUUCGAAACCCGUUCGAAGACGAAAAAGACAUUGAUAUCACCCCAGAUGCAUUCGGCCAUGAAGAAGAGCCCCCGCUGCCGGUCAGAUCCCCGCUACGAACGGUAUCUCCCGCUCAAGUCAAGGGAGAGCGAAUUCCGCAUCAGGCAGCGACGAUUUCCCCUCCAGUAUCUCCUGUUCAGCGACCUUCGGACCGCCAGAGCCUAUCGCAAACCAGCGGGCUUGGUCGCGAACUCACCCCUGAAGUUGCAGAGCAAGGAUCGCUGGAUCGACGUGCUUCGGAUCAGAGCAACCAACAGCUGAGUUCUUGGACCAGCUUCUUCAGGCGGGGCGGUAGACGAAAAGCCAGCACAACUGAGCGCGGGCGAAGCACUCCGUCCGAGUUCUCAAAUACAUCGCGAGAGUCAUUUGCCGCUCGCAAGCAACAGCCUCCCCCCGUGGUGGUGCCCCGAUCAUUCCGCAGAUCUGACGCCUCGUCGGUUCCUCAACGAACCAUGUCCAAAUUCCGCGAGGAUUUGCCCGAACUGCCCAUCUCACCGCCUGAUUCUCGUGUUCAGUCUCCGGAAGCGAUGACCAGUCCGCAGGCCGGGCAAGCGUCCAGGCAACAUCGACCCUCGCUCUCUGGGACCCUGGAUAAUCGAAGUUUGGCCACCAGUUCGAGCAACGCAGCUCUAGAUCGCGCCACAACCGAAGCCCAUCAUUCUCAAGGUAUAGAUAUAGAAUCAGGGGAAGGAGCAGCGGCAGUACCAUUAUCUCAGUCGCUCGCAUCCGUUGACUCGGAAGGAUCGUGGCUCUCUGGAAGACCUCCAAAGAGACUCUCUGGCCCCAUGAGCCACCCUCUCCGACAAAGCCAGUCCUCAAUCCCACCACAAUCUAUGCCGGGAUCGUUUGGACCAGAGGAUGAUGACCUCGCCAAUGAUGAGUACUUGAACAGGUUAACUCCGGGACCCGGACGACACCGAGACUCUGUAACCUCGGCAGAUCGGAGAGCUAGCAGCAAUGUGAUUGACUUGGAGCGCGAGAGGCAACAGAGUCCCGUGCCCGAGGUUCCGCAAAUACCAGCUAGUCAAGGCGGGGAUGAGACCUGGCAUACUGGCAUUGCACGACAACCGACUGUGGUUCGUCAAGCCACCCGCGCAAAAUCCACAGAGGGACUCUUGAACGAGGCGGGCAGAGGUAUGCCAGGGGCCUCUCGGCGAGCCAGCACGGAAGGUGACGAGGAUGAAGGCGAAAGUACCGUGCCAGGAGAGGUUGCGGGGGCAGAAUUACAAGAGGCAACCUUGUUGCGUGCAAGAAGCGUGGAUUACAAGAACAAGGGGCACGCGCGCCAUAUGAGUGCAGGAAGUGCCCGGUUGCUUGACAUUCGCCGCUCGUCGAUACAGUCAGAAAGUACGCCCCGGAGUCCCAGCUUUCCCCAGAUUGUAUCACCAAUUCAACGGGAUCAGCGAGCACCCUCACAGGAGUGA
Molecule: messenger RNA, 2640 nt
Organism: Cladophialophora carrionii CBS 160.54
Lineage: Eukaryota; Fungi; Ascomycota; Eurotiomycetes; Chaetothyriales; Herpotrichiellaceae
Exons: 1
Coding region: 1-2640 (879 amino acids)
Source: RefSeq, a predicted model, not a curated record